GGCAAAAAAUUGCACCUUGUUAUUAUUGUUAUUGGCCAUUUUUCACUAGGAUAUUACAAUUUCAAAGUGCCAAUGACAGAGGGCACUUGUUGUGGUGAUGGGGAAAAGGUCUCUGAUGAAAUUGAGCUAGAUCUUGAGGGUGCUAUUACUAGUGCGCUAGAAGGGAUAUUUGGUGGUGGUGAAAAGACGGACAUGCAGGAAAGCAAGGUUGGAAAUGAACAAACUAUUUAUUUAACAAGUGAUAACAACACUGCUACAAGAGGUGAGAACAAUAUUGCUACAAGAGGUGAUAACAACACUCUCCCUGCAAGAGGUGGGAACAACACUGCUACAAGAGGUGAGAACAAUACCCCCCCUACACAAGAUGGGAACAACACUCCCCCUACAAGAGGUGGGAACAACACCCCCCCUACACAAGGUGAGAACAACAAUCCCCCUACACAAGGUGGGAACAACACUCCCCCUACACAAGGUGAGAACAACACUCCCCCUACACAAGGUGAGGAGCCCCCCCAGAAAAAAGAAUCUCAUUCGCAAAGCUCUCCAAGUGCUGGCUCAAACGAUAUUGAUGACGAACUAAACAAUGCUAUUGGAGAUGCCUUAAGUGGGUUUUUCCAAGCACAUGCUGGUCUGCCGCAAAAAAAGUCUCAUGAUAUUGAUGAAAGCACAGAAGCAAGGGGUGAGAAGAGCACUUUACAGUCUACCAAAACUGAUUCUCAGCUAACUUUGCACGAAGCAACAUCUCCAAGCAAGCACGCUGGUGGCUAUCAGGAACCCGAUAUGGAGGAUAGUUUAGAUGAUAGUUUGGAGGAUGCGAUUGGCUCUGCUUUGAACCAAGUUUUCGGAAAGGGUGGCGAUGAUGAUGGUGGGAGAAGUAUCUCUCGGCAAGAAACCAACCCAUUUACUCCAACACAUAUAGCUUCUGAUACACAAACCAUUCUGAGACUGGCAAUUUCCGAUGAUGCUGCCGAAUCAAACACCAACAAUGAUACCGACAGCAUAGAAGGUAUUGAUAUGGAUCUCGAUGCAGCCAUAGGAGACGCAUUUACACAAAUUAUGCUGUUGCAAUCUCAGUCCAAUAUCAACGGUGAUUCAUUCUCGAAGGCCCAAAAUCUCCGCGAGAGUGAUAAUAAAAAGGAUGCAAUUACAGCCUUUGAUAAAAAUGACAAAGUCAACCUGCAGCUUACUCUUACUGGCCAAUUAGAGAAUAAGUUCAAUGAUCAAGAUUUAAGUGAAGUAAUUGCACAAUCUUUGAAACAGGUAUUACUAACGUCGAAAAGUAAUCCCACUGACAGCGAAGAUAUUGAUUAUGCAAUUUCAAAUGCAUUCAAAGCUGCAAUGCAUGCCGCAGAAAAUGCAGAAAAAUCAUCUAAUUUAUACUCGACUCUGAUACAACAACAACAUCCUAACCAAAAAGACAAUAACAAGAUAAUUACUAAUAACUCAGUCAAUGAGAUAUCUAAAAAUUUAGGAAACUCUUCAAAACAUUUCGACACCACCUCCAAAACGGCAGCUGUUCAGCAAGCUACAAAAGUGCAACGAGAACAUGAAAUACACGAAAAUGCAAAUUGGAAGAAUGCGGAGAAAGCAAUCCUUGAAAAGAGUACAACAGAUAUUGAACCAAAGGGAGUAUCCUCUUCACUGCAAAGUCAAGGCUCGAUUGAUUUGGAGCUGUUACAAAUGAAUGACAUUUUAAGAGAGGCUCUAAAAAUGGCAGCAGAAAACUCGAACGAGCUUCUUUCAGAAUUGGAGAUUGGUGACACUAUGAUGGAGUCACACCUUGAACUUGGCGGUACUGACCAAACUAAUAUCACAAAGAAAGAUUCUCCGAUAAAUGAAAAGAUUGACAAUAAACUGUCAACGAAAAUAUCUGAGUCAAACACGCUGGCGCUGACACUGACACUGACACUGACACUGGUACCGGAACCACUUCAUCUAGAAGCACCAGCUUCUGAAAAUAAUUUACAAGGAAACUCAACUCUGGUUCCAAUUCAAACGACACUGAGGCCUACUGUCUAUUAUGACUCUCGAAAAGCAAUGUCCCCAAUAAAAACAAAAACACCAACAUCACCAUCAACAGCAACAACAACUGCAGCAACAACGGCAACAGCAACUGCAGCAACAACAACUGCAGCAACAACAACAUCUACUGCAACUACAACAACAUCUACGAUAACUACAACAGCAAGAGCAACAACUAGGAAAUCGAUAUUUUCAAACUCCGAUAUAAAAUCACAAAUAUCCUUAGUAAUGAACUCGUUGACCUCCAAAAUAAAUAGUGGUGAGUUGGCAGAUUCCCAAAUUCUCCCUGCUAUCCGACAAAUAACGGAGGAAAUUGCUGCUGGUGGUUUUCUAUCGCAAAUCUUCAAAAAGCCAUUGACUAUUGACCAUUUUGAGACUGGAUAUAAUACAGCCGAGCGCAAAAACUUAUUUUCUUCAAUCCAGUUGGCUUUGACUUUUUUGAGGAAGUAUCUGGAGGGUGAGCCUAGUCAAAAUAAGGCGGAGUUUGUUUUGCAAAACUUUUUGAAUCAAUUUGAUAAUGCUCUCUUACCAGAAGUAGAGAAUUUGGUGGAGGAAAGAGCAGAAUACUUGUCUACUGUGUGCAACUCAACGUUAAAUGCAAUUGUUGCUUUCGCACCCUCGGCCACAUGUACGUCUGAUCUCAUCUCCGUCAUCGAUAAAUUUCGGAAUAAUUCACCCGAGUCGCGGAAAAGAACAAGACUUGGAAAUAGAGAACGAAAGAAGCGGUGGAGAGAGGAGAAUUUUGAGAGAAACAAAGAUAACGAAUUGAAAAUGAGGGUUUUAAAAACAGCAAAUAAAAAGUUUGGCAUUGAUGAAACGAGCGAAAAACAGGCUUGGAUUGAAAAUGAAAUAGUAAAGCGCAAAGCCAAGCGCCUGUUAAAACCAAACUGCGAUGAAGAGAGGCCAGAGAGUGAGGUAGACAAUAAGCUUGAUAACAGCAACUCGACUGCCACUGGUGACAAGGAUAAAACCGUGCUUAAAAUAGUUCAAGAUGAAAAUCUUUUAAAGCCGAUAUAUGACAUUUUCAACUUUUUAUACUUUGACUCAGGCGGUAAUAAAACUUCAGCCCAAAUAAUUUCAACUGCAGCUAUGGUAGCUUCUAUAUCCUUGACUUAUUGUGAUAACAAUCUGUUGGAAGUUAGCCAGACAAAAGUGCUGGAGGCGAUUGAGAUAGUAGUCAAAAGUGUUUUGGAGCGGCUACAUAUCAGGUUCAGUUCUUUUAAGGAAAAACGCCUUUCCGAAUCGUUGCCGGUCAAUGAUACAAAACGGCACUUGUCUGAGAUUGUUAACAAUUCAAAACGCGUCAAAGUUAAUAAUGACGUACAAUUAAUCACUGCCCUGCAAGGGUGGAAACCCCCCAAAAAAAUGGAUACAUCAAGUAUCAAAGAUGUGACUUGCUCUAGGCCAAGUUUACAGCUUCCGCGUACUUCACCUUUUAUUUCUCACAAAGUGACAUCCAAUCUUGAACCAGAUAUAUUGCGAAUGAAAAAGGAGCCGGGAACAUUUUUAAAGCCCAAAGCAUUUAGAAGACCUCAACAUGAGCGAAACAACUCUUCAAGCUUUGGAUUCCCAAAACUCUUUUCUACUUGA
Molecule: messenger RNA, 3612 nt
Organism: Lodderomyces oxycetoniae
Lineage: Eukaryota; Fungi; Ascomycota; Pichiomycetes; Serinales; Debaryomycetaceae
Exons: 1
Source: RefSeq, a predicted model, not a curated record